CGUUUUGCUUCUUUGUUAGGUUCACAGAAUCAACUUGAAGCUGUAAUUAAAACUAAAAAAGUAAAGCAAAACUGUCAGGAAUAUUACAUGACACUUUAAAAGAUUUAUUCACAAGUUUAAUAUAUUCACAAGGUACAAACUUGAAAGUUACAAAAAAGGCAUAGAGUGAAAAGUCUAUCCCUAGUCACUCAUUUUUGCUCCAGCCGCUCACUUCUGCUCUUUGUAAGCAAUAGUGUUGCCAGUGUCUUGUGUCCUUCCAGAGACUAUGUAGAAGCAAAUAAUUUUUUAUUUAAAAAUUAUGUUUAUAUUUGAAUAGGUGAUACAUAUAGAUGGCAAGAAAAUUCAAAAGCGCAGGCAGUGAAAAUUUUCUUCGCUUACCCACAGCUCCCCAGUUUCUGUUCCCUCUGCAGACAUUGUUUCUUAUAUAUCCUUCUGGAUGUUGUCUAUAAAUAUGGAGGCAUUAUUAGUGUACAGCAUGGUGGUUUUUAUGAGCCAUCCCAAGUGUAGUAUUUAUUAGGAUAGUGCAUUAAAAUGAUAAAAUUAAUCAUACAUAGAAAGUUAUUGCAAAGUUUGGAAAAGAUUGAGUCAAGUAGCCAUUGUACUACAUGGCUUUAAAAAUUUCAAACAACACAGGUGUGCACUUCUUAAACUCUCUUCUUCAUGGAGUAUUAUAAUCUUAGUAUAAAUAAGUAGGAAGAUAUGAAACAAGAAUAUAGAAAUUAAGCUGAGGACAUUUUGUUUCCAGGAUCUGGGAAAGAAACAAGUUUAUGAACUCAAAAGUGAUUGCAGAGCAUCUAUGUGCUGUAGGAAAUAGUUAAGUUGGUUUGAAGCAAAGCCCUUCGUGGGCAGAAAAGCCUCCAGAGCGCCAGGUGUCGCUGUGGUUCCGCGAUGAGAGAGGGCGUGCGUCUCUGUGGUUAUAAAGUUGGGGGUGGAGUGGCCGGGAGAUGAUGGCUGAUGAAGAGGAAGAAGUCAAGCCGAUCUUGCAGAAAUUGCAGGAACUAGUGGAUCAGCUCUAUUCAUUUCGAGACUGCUAUUUUGAGACACAUAGUGUUGAGGAUGCUGGGAGGAAGCAACAGGAUGUGCGGAAGGAGAUGGAGAAGACCCUACAGCAGAUGGAAGAAGUAGUGGGUUCUGUCCAGGGCAAGGCGCAAGUUCUGAUGCUAACUGGGAAAGCACUAAAUGUGACUCCUGACUAUAGCCCUAAGGCUGAGGAGCUUCUGUCAAAGGCUGUGAAGCUGGAGCCCAAGCUGGUGGAAGCCUGGAACCAGCUGGGUGAGGUGUACUGGAAAAAAGGGGAUGUUGCAGCUGCCCACACCUGCUUCUCAGGAGCCCUUACCCAUUGCAGGAACAAAGUCUCCUUGCAAAACCUGUCAAUGGUGCUUCGCCAGCUGCGGACUGGCACUGAAGAUGAACGUUCUCACCAUGUCAUGGACAGUGUCCGACAGGCUAAGCUGGCUGUUCAGAUGGAUGUCCAUGAUGGCCGCUCCUGGUAUAUCCUUGGGAAUUCAUAUCUUUCCCUUUACUUCUCUACUGGCCAGAACCCAAAGAUCUCCCAGCAAGCCCUCAGUGCCUAUGCCCAAGCAGAGAAGGUUGACAGAAAAGCUUCUAGCAAUCCUGACCUUCAUUUGAACAGGGCAACGUUGCAUAAAUAUGAAGAGAGCUAUGGGGAGGCCCUGGAGGGCUUCUCUCGGGCUGCUGCCCUGGACCCUGCCUGGCCAGAGCCCCGGCAACGAGAGCAACAACUUCUGGAAUUCCUGGAUAGAUUAACCAGCCUCCUUGAGAGUAAGGGAAAGGUGAAGACCAAAAAGCUGCAGAGCAUGCUGGGAAGCUUGCGCCCAGCCCAUCUAGGCCCUUGCGGUGAUGGGCACUACCAGUCAGCCUCUGGGCAGAAAGUGACCCUGGAGCUCAAGCCACUGAGUAUGCUUCAGCCUGGGGUGAACAGUGGUGCCGUCAUCCUGGGAAAGGUGGUGUUUAGCCUUACCACAGAAGAGAAAGUCCCCUUUACAUUUGGCCUGGUAGAUUCAGAUGGACCUUGCUAUGCAGUGAUGGUGUACAAUAUAGUGCAGAGCUGGGGAGUGCUCAUUGGAGACUCUGUAGCCAUCCCUGAGCCUAACCUGCGUCUUCACCGAAUUCAGCACAAAGGAAAGGACUAUUCCUUUUCCAGUGUUCGAGUGGAGACGCCCCUCCUGCUGGUGGUGAAUGGGAAGCCUCAGGGAUCCAGCAGCCAGGCUGUUGCUACAGUGGCAUCGCGACCACAGUGUGAAUGACCUUCUUUGACUUGUGUGCUCAACAGGGACUGGAGGAGAGGGGCCAAGGCCCUGUGCAGUUGGUCCAGCCACAUCCAGUGAUUCAGCAGGAAUGGGAGGAAUGUUUUAAAUGAACUUUCCUUUUCCCUGCCUGUAUUACGCUUCGUAUCUCUUCUCUCUCCUCUGUCCUCAUCAUGUUCCAGCUCUCUCCAGGGCCACAUACUCUUCUGGCAUAUCUCUGCUGUCUCUUCCACUGCUCUCUAUGUUUUAAGCAAAGAGCAUGGAAUUGGUAGAAGUCUUGGGAUCUUGCCAUGGGACACAGUCCCCAAGGUUCCUGUUGUUGCCUCCUUCCUAAGCCUCAUAUGUAUAUAUCAGUUCAGUAUUUAUUGCUAAAGGAAGGGGCUUAAUUUUAUAAUGGCUUUGUUUUUAGCAAUUUUUAUUGUUAUUUUUAAAAUUUAGGUCCUUCCUCUUCUUUGGGGCUGGAACAGAAUAAAUUUGUUUGGAA
Cercocebus atys (sooty mangabey) is the source of this 2751-nucleotide messenger RNA. It is a transcript of the gene TTC5, whose product is annotated as tetratricopeptide repeat domain 5. Gene Ontology annotation, molecular function: protein binding. The record is from RefSeq and is a predicted model, not a curated record. NCBI's taxonomy places the organism in Eukaryota, Metazoa, Chordata, Mammalia, Primates, Cercopithecidae. Bases 945 to 2267 code for a protein of 440 amino acids. The transcript has 10 exons.